Molecule: messenger RNA, 1741 nt
Organism: Rana temporaria (common frog)
Lineage: Eukaryota; Metazoa; Chordata; Amphibia; Anura; Ranidae
Gene: NHERF4
Product: PDZ domain containing 3
Exons: 10
Coding region: 386-1627 (413 amino acids)
Biological process (GO): protein localization to plasma membrane
Cellular component (GO): apical plasma membrane
Molecular function (GO): protein binding; protein-membrane adaptor activity
Source: RefSeq, a predicted model, not a curated record
AGCUAUGCGCCCCUUAAAAGUCUAUCAAUAUUUUAGACUUUGGAUUCAGUAUGUGAAAUGUUUGCUCUCUUUGUGUCUUUACAGUAUAUUGCACCAUAAUAACAUUUCUUUCUGAUAUUGUAACUGUAACUCGGCAAAGCAUACCUCUCCGUUAGACGGCUGAGACCUCAAGAUCAUAGUGUAUAAAAUGGUCACCAUCCUUCUUUUUCCCUUUAACUGGCACUCCCUAAAAGAGGAAGGCGAUAUUGAGUGCACCAAGCUAUUUGAUUGAACAUUAACUCUGGUGUCUUGAUGCAUGGGAGGGGGGAUAGAGCGAUUAUAGAAGGUGUUGUGCUAGGAUGUACUUUGCACCUUUCAAAGGAACAUCACAGAUAUUCAAGGAAAAAUGAAGAAGCGUUCAGAAAUUAAAGAAAUUAAAGAAGAUCUAAAAUUAACCACGAAAUUUCCAUUUAAUCCCAAACUGGGCAUUGAUAAUCCUGCUCUGUGCCUUGGAGAAGAUCCAGGCUCGGAGCCAGAACCAGUAGCUCGUUUCUGUGUACUGAGGAAAGAUGUUAGUGGAACUUUUGGGUUCACCUUGCGUAAGGAAUUGGACAGAGAUGGUCAUGUUGUACAUGAAGUGAUUCCUGGAGGCAUUGCUUAUCUUGUAGGAAUAAAAGAUGGAGACCAGUUAUUACAGAUUAAUGGGGAGUAUGUUCAUGAGCAGGAGCACCUAAAGGUGGUACAGAAGGUGAAGGCCAGUGGCUCCCGCGUGUCACUGGUUGUUCUUGAUGAGUCUGGCUAUAGGAAAUUGUGUGCCAAUAACUCCUCACCACUAUCCAUUCUCCCUAAUGUCCUUCCUGAGUCUUGUCCCAGGCCACGGCUUUGCCUUGUACGUGAUGAGGGUCGGGGCUUUGGCUUCACUACAACCUCAACCGGUGGUGUCCGUGGUACAUUUCUUCUCAAUGUGGAAGAUGGCGGUGCGGCACAAAAGGCUGGGGUUCCCUCUGGUGCCCGUCUUCUUGAAGUCAGUGGUGAAAAUGUCACAAGCUUUACAAUGAGUCAACUGUCUAAAAAGUUGCAAAAUAGUGGUUCACGUGUUGUCCUGCUAGUUUUGGAACCAUCUGCAUUGGGGGUAUAUGAAGCUCAGGGAGUUAUACCAAGCAUUGCAUUUGCUGAUACAUCUUAUGUGCCCUAUCGUACAAAAAAUCUUCACUUGGUGCGUAGUCCAGAGGGUUAUGGAUUCCUUUUAAGACAAGAAAAAUGCCUAGGUGGACAAGGACAAUUCUUACGUGAGCUGGAUCCAGGACUGCCUGCAGAGGUUUCUGGGAUGCGAGAAGGAGACCGUCUGUUAGCAGUAAAUGGUCAGAGCGUGCAGGACCUGGAACAUGAAGACAUUGUCAACCUCAUUCAGCAAAGUGGAAAUCAAGUCAGUCUGGUUGUUAUCAGCAAUGAAGGAGACAGAUUCUACACUGAGAUUGGUGUUUCACCUUUGCUUUUUUAUGAAGCUCAAACCGUUGACAUUGUAUCUACUCAUGUUAAAGAAUCAAAUGGACAAAUGUUGCAAGAAUCCAAAAUGAAACAGGCAGAAACUUCAUCACACUCUGAAAUGCACAAGGAAAGCACAGUGGCACAGAACAGCGAAGAAUAAAAGAAGCAUUUGCACCUUACAUGUUAUAUUUAAUUCCCAUGAUGUACAGUAUAUUAUAUUAAUAAUAAAUUCAGUAUCUGUAAUUUAAAAAAAUAUAUGUAAUCUGUAAUACAA